Messenger RNA from Impatiens glandulifera, 1944 nucleotides. RefSeq names its product adoMet-dependent rRNA methyltransferase SPB1-like. Lineage: Eukaryota; Viridiplantae; Streptophyta; Magnoliopsida; Ericales; Balsaminaceae. Gene Ontology annotation, molecular function: rRNA (uridine-2'-O-ribose)-methyltransferase activity; rRNA (guanine) methyltransferase activity. Gene Ontology annotation, cellular component: nucleolus; preribosome, large subunit precursor. The transcript is spliced from 11 exons. Gene Ontology annotation, biological process: rRNA methylation; maturation of LSU-rRNA from tricistronic rRNA transcript (SSU-rRNA, 5.8S rRNA, LSU-rRNA); maturation of 5.8S rRNA from tricistronic rRNA transcript (SSU-rRNA, 5.8S rRNA, LSU-rRNA). The coding region runs from base 1 to 1944 and encodes 647 amino acids. The record is from RefSeq and is a predicted model, not a curated record.
AUGGAGAAUGUGAAUUUGAAUAAUAAUUGCUAUCAUUUAGCCAACGAACAAGGUUACAGAUCUCAUGCAGCGUUGAACCUCAUCCAACUCGACUCGAAAUUUAGUUUCUUUCGGUCCUCCCGCAGCGGUGUCCUCGAUCUCUGUGCCGCCCCUGGCGGUUUUAUGCAGGUUGCCGUCCAGCGUGUUCCUGAUGGAACCCUCGUUGUUGGCAUCGAUCUCCUGCCUAUUCCCCCUAUUCCCGGAGCCAUUAGUGUAGAAGAAGAUAUAAGCAAGCCUCAAUGCAAGGCAACGAUCAAGAAGCUAAUGGAGGAGCAUGAAUGCUUAGCUUUUGAUUUGGUGCUGCUUGAUGGUUCAUCCAACGUUAGGGGUGAUUCGGCUCAAGAGGCCACUGACCAGCUGAAUGCUCUGUUUAUCGAUUCUGUCAAGCUCGCUACUGAAUUCUUAGCACCAAAAGGGACAUUUGUGACUAAGGUUUGCAGGUCUCAAGAUUAUACUACUGUACUCUACUGUCUUAGACAGUUAUUUGAAAGGGUUGAGAUUGAUAAAUAUAAGGCUGAGGUGUAUGUAAUAGGCCUUAAAUAUAAGGCCCCAUCAAAGAUAAAUCCACAUUUGUUUGAUGUAAGGCAUCCUUUACAACCUAGAGCAGAGCCCUCAAAGACUAUCUUAUUUGUUGUUGUUUAUGAAGUGCAGGAAUUUGUCUUACUGUUUUCUCAUUUCAGAUGUGAAGAUGAUGGCGAGACAUUUUUCACAAAGGUUUGUUCUGCUUCUGAUUUUGUUUGGUCUUCCAAUCCCUUUGAGAUCCUUGGAUCAGUGACAUCUAUCAGUUUCGAAGAUUCUGCUUCAUCAAAAAUCAAGAAUCACGACUUGACAACUGAAGAGGUGAAAUCCAUUUGUGUUGUUCUUCGUGUUUUGGGAAAGCAAGACUUCAAGCUUCUUUUGAAAUGGCGAAUGGAUAUUAGGAAAGCACUAUCCGCACCUGUUGUAAAGCCUGCUCCUCUUGUAUCGGCUGAUAUUGAGAAUGAUAAAAAGGAGAAUGAAGAAGAGAAGAAGAUGCUUGAUGAGAUGGAAGGCCUAACCUAUUCUAUGGAGCAUAAGAAAACGCGGUCUAAGAAAGAUUUUGCGAAACGAAGAUUAAAGGACAAGAGUCGGAUGGAAACAGGAAUUCAGAUGGAUGGAAUGGAGGUUCAAGAAUUGUUCUCUUUAUCUUCCAUCAAGGGUAAAGAAACUUUAGAAGUUAUUGAUACUGGCGAGGAUGAUAUUGGAGAUUUAGAAGAGAUGAUCAAUGAAGACAAUGAUGAAGGAUCGUCAAGUGACUUGGACACUGAUGAAGAACGGGAAAGGUACGAUGAGCAAUUGGAAGAUAUGCUUGAGAAAGCUUAUGGACGUUAUGUGGUUAGAAGGAAACGAAGAAGAAGCAACAAGUCAAGGCAAAGGAAACGAUUGAAGGUAGUGGAAGCAUUAUCAUUAAAACUCAAACUUGGGCAGGGAAAUGAUGAUUCAGAGGAGGAGGAAGAUGAUCAUGAACCAAAUCCACUUGUUGUAGUUAUUUCUGAUUCUGAAGAAGACACAGCAGCAGCUUCUAAAGAAUCUCUCACUCCGGAAGAGAUCAUGACCAACUGGUUCAGUCAAGACAUCUUUCAAGAAGAAGAAGAAGAAGAAGAUGAUGAUGGAGAGCCCAAAUCUAGUACAACAAUGGAGAUGAAAAGGGUAAAAAAGCAUAGGACAUUCACAAUUCGUUAUGUAAAAAUUGAUGAACGACCCGCCAAGAAGGUUGUGGCGGGCAGGAUAAAAAAGAUGCGUCAUGCAACCAAAAAGCUUGAGAAGAAGACCACAGUUGACCAACUUUACAAUAAGAAGUCAAAUCCUAAUAAAAGAAGGGAAUUCGUUUUGGGACGUAGAUCAAGAGGUGGUGGUCGAUCUAUGGGCAGGAAGAAAAAUAAAUAG